This is a messenger RNA of Lodderomyces orthopsilosis Co 90-125, 876 nucleotides long. RefSeq lists its product as uncharacterized. Gene Ontology annotation, cellular component: mitochondrial inner membrane. The coding region runs from base 1 to 876 and encodes 291 amino acids. Gene Ontology annotation, biological process: mitochondrial proton-transporting ATP synthase complex assembly. Lineage: Eukaryota; Fungi; Ascomycota; Pichiomycetes; Serinales; Debaryomycetaceae. The record is from RefSeq and is a predicted model, not a curated record. The transcript has a single exon.
AUGAGUGCCACGAGACUUAGCACGAGACCAUUUAGUACCUCAUUGCAUCUUCUCCAGCAAAGGUCACAACCUCGAUUUGUAAAUACAAUCAAAGAAGUGUCCAAACCAGCCCAAGAGGACUCGUAUGAAAUUACCCGACCCAUUGGCUUGGUUAAACCGGUUUUGCUAAACCACAAACUAUCCGAUACAUACUCUAUAUCAAACAUCGGAGAAGAACUAUUCGGAGCGCAAGCUAAAGAGAGAAGACAGAAGAAUCUAGAUUAUGAUAUUAAGCAUUCUCCGAUAUAUGAUAUCAAGUCGUUUCAAAACACCAAUGGUAAAAUAUUCAGGCCUCCAAUUUCAUGGUUCAAACAAGAUAAGUCGUUAUACUUUCCCGAUUUUAUUGCUAAGACCUUGACUGGGAAGCUGAACAGUUUAUACGACAUUCUCAGCAAUAAGUACAGCAUAGUGAGAUUAUAUUCCACGGUAACAGGUGAGCAAUGCUCAAAGUCAUAUUUUAAAGUCGACGGAGAGGACUAUUAUACCACCGACUAUAAAAAAUUUACUGAAAAGUUUUCCAACUUCCAGAUUAUUGACAUCAACAUGCCAUCUAGCUGGAUCAAAGGGUUUAUUUUGAACCUAUCUUUAUCCAAUUUGAGAAAGAUGAUCUCCCCUGAACGUUAUCAAAAUUAUUUCAUGUUACCUUUGCAUAUAUUACCACCGGAAAUUAGAGAGCAAUUGCAUUGCGACAAUCAAUGCACUGGAUAUAUUUACAUUAUUGAUUCGACAGGUAAGAUCAGAUGGGCAACCAGUGGCUACUCUACACCCGAAGAUCUUCAAUUGAUGUGGAAAGUUGUGAGAGGAUUGGAAAAGGAGGCGAAUCAGCAGAGGAAAUGA